AUGAGGAUUUUUGUGUGCGCAGCUAUUUUGGCGGUUGUGUCUGCCGCCCCAAGUGUGCUUGACAACCAAAUCGAGAGGGAUUCGGAACGCAAUGCCGGAGCAUGGGACAGGAUGUCUAGGACGCUCGUGGCUUGUGCCGGAGCCGAGGACAUGACGUCCUGUCUGGCAGUGAAAGGAGUAGCCAUGCUCGAUCGUGCAGCCCGACAACAAAAAAUCGAAAUCUUACCAGGAGUUUCAUUCAACAGAGACAGCGCCUAUGAAGUAAGUCGUGAAGGAAAAGCUUUAAGUGAAGAUGAAAUUGCAUCUAAAUUGCCAACGAAUGGAGAAGAAAAGAAUGCACGUCUUUUGGACUUGAUCUCUGAAGCCGCUUCAAGAUUCAUCAGCAGCCACAGCCUCCAAGUUAAAUUACCCGAAGAUGCCGCCCAAAGCGUAGCCAGAGCCAUCGAAGAAGGACGUCGCGGAGGAAAAAUGAAGAAAAUGUUGGGACCCAUCAUCAUGGCUGUAGGUGCUAAAUUGGUUGCCAUCAUUCCUUUAGUUUUGGGUGGAAUCGCUUUCUUGGCAGUUAAGGCUUUGAUUGUAUCUAAGAUCGCUUUCAUCUUGGCUGCCGUCCUCGCAGUACAAAAACUUUUCGGUGGAAGCAGCGGAUACAGCUCCAGCAUCUUGGGAAAAUUCUCCGGCGCUGGUAGCCAAGGAUGGUCAAGCUACUCACCAGCAAGUUCCGGCUGGGCUUCCGGCGGCACCACACAACAAGGAUGGUCAUCAGGUUCAUCUGGCAGCUCUAGCUACCCAUACGCGCGUAGCUUCGAUGCUCAGUCGAUGGCAUACAGUGGCCAAAAACCAGAAUAA
Ctenocephalides felis (cat flea) is the source of this 846-nucleotide messenger RNA. RefSeq lists its product as uncharacterized. The transcript is spliced from 4 exons. The record is from RefSeq and is a predicted model, not a curated record. NCBI's taxonomy places the organism in Eukaryota, Metazoa, Arthropoda, Insecta, Siphonaptera, Pulicidae. Bases 1 to 846 code for a protein of 281 amino acids.